AUGUCUUUCGACGACAUUACCGACCAAUUCAUUACAUACGAGAGCCGAUUGGCUUCUUUCCAGAAAAACUCCAAAAAGCGAGGAUCUGCAGCGAGUGGACGGGGCACCAAAGCUCUCAACUGGCCUCACAAGUCUAUCACACCCGACAGCCUUGCUCGCGCUGGACUCUUCUUCAACCCAACACUGGAAAAUCCCGACAAUGCGCAAUGUUUCUUGUGCCACAAGGGCCUUGACGGCUGGGAAGCCAACGACGACCCCCUUGUCGAACAUCUGACGCAUGCUCCCGAAUGCGGCUGGGCAGUUGUCGCUGCGAUCGAAUCUAACGUUGGAGAUUAUGCGCAACAAGCCCCAGACCAACCAUACAUGAAGGAGGCUCGAAAGGCAACAUUUGCUGGCAGAUGGCCCCACGAUACUAAAAAGGGAUGGAAAUGUAAGACCAAGCAGCUGGUCGACGCUGGUUGGAAGUACACGCCGACUGAAGAGUCGGAUGAUAUGGCUACCUGCACAUACUGUCAACUCGCUCUUGACGGUUGGGAGCCCACUGACAAGCCACUCGACGAGCACUACAACCGAUCCCCUAACUGCCCGUUCUUCAUUCUACUAGAAGCCAAGAAAUCGAGCAAAACCAAAACUGCACGCGCAUCCAAAGCGUCGCGUUUAUCUGUGCAGUCCGUCGCAACCAUUGCUUCAGAAGCGCCUUCAAUGAACGAUUCAACAGCUGCUAUAGACGACAGUGUUAUGACAACAGCCUCGACUGCAACGGGUGGAAAGAAAACAAAAGCACGCAAAGCGACCACCAAGGGACGAAAAACAAAGGCAAAGAAAGAAACAUCCAUUGUCGAGGAUACUGAGGCCUCACUACAAUAUGAAGAGCCAUCUAAGCUUUCACGAGGGAGGAAGCGUGACAGUUCAGCGGUAGAAGACGUGAGCAUGGCUAUAUCUGAUGUCCCCCCAGGCAAGAAGCGCGCGAUGCGUGCUGUCAACGAAUCUACAGUGGUGCAAGAUGAAGACUCAGAUAUGGCUGAAGCUUCUGUUUCCAAGAAGGGCAGUAAAAAGAAGACGACCCGAAAGCCCGUAGCUAAAUCGUCACAUGAUGUCUCCAUAGUCUCUGUCACAGAGGAGGUGGCGCCAGCAGGCUACGAAGCAACUCCCGGAACGUUCCCAGACGAUGAUGAGAUCGAGCGACAGCUGGAAGCGGACCUGGAGAACCAACUUACCGAAGACGAAGAGUUAAGUUUUGAUUCAGAUUCUGAGAGACGUCAGAAGAAAGAGAAGGGGUCAAGGACGUCGCAGGCCAAGGCCGAGCAACAUGAGUACUCACGCGAUUUUGCCAUGCUGAAUCCCGAGCCCAUUGAGCCAGAUGAGGACGAAAUUGAUGACGAUCUCAAGGCUUUACAAGCUGAGAUGGAGGUCAACAAUACUGAACCAGAGCAAGAACACGAACUACAACAAGAGUCAGACGCAGAACCUGAAGCUGAGCCCCAACAGCUACAAAUUCCAAAGAAAGGGCGAAAAGCCGAUACUAAAAAGGCAACCAAACAGACAAAGUCGAAGAAAACAAAAGCCGCACCAGAAGUUGAUGAGGAACAUGAUGCUGAACCAGAAGAGCAAACCCAUGUCGAUGAGACAGGCCACGACGACAGUCUUGCCAGCACUGAUACUGUUGUCAAGAAGUCAGCAGCAGCUCGUCUGAGCACAGGCAAGCGAGGUCGAGGACGUCCUUCUAAAGCAUCUCUUGCCUCUCGUGCUUCCGCCAACGAGAUCGAGCUGGUAGAAGCCCCCGAAGAACCACCCGUUAAGCGAGGCCGUGGCCGACCUUCCAAGGCGUCAUUGGCAUCCCGACCUUCUGUCGGCGCUAACGAGAGUCAAUUGAGUGACGCGCCCCCUAAGCGUGGUCGUGGUCGUCCGUCGAAAAAGUCGCUGGAGGCUAGAAAGUCAAUGGAAGCCGCCGCUAGUCAAGAGUCAACGCAACCAUUCAGUCAGCCUGUGGAAGAUCGCAUGCAAGAGGAUGUCGAGAUCUAUGCGUCCGAAGGGCCUGUUCCCCGUGCCGCGUCUGUGGAGUCAGCACAACAAUCGCCUGUGCCAUCAUCCCCGCCGCCCAGCGCAGCUCAUCUGGCCAAUCCGCCUUCUACCCCUGGAAGAGUCAUCUCCCCUGCCCCUUCAGCUCGACAAGCAGCUAUUUCACCUUCUCAAUCACCUCAGGCCUCUGAUGCCGAGAACGAACCACCAUCAUCAAGACCCACGUCCGGUGCCAACCCCAAGCGAGUGGCAUUGGCACCUGUUAUCACUACACCUACCCGCACAUCACCUUCCAAGCUGUCACCAUCCAAACGCAACGUAAUUGCAGGACUUCGCAGCACUGCUCCAUGGACUGAGUUGGAUCUGGAUACCGUCUUUGGAACACCAGUCAAGGACUCAGAUAAGGAGAAUGACACGGAGAGAUAUCUCAAGCAGGGCCAGGCUUUGACAUCACCAGAGAAGCAGAUGACAGUGCAGGAGUGGAUCUACCACAACGCUUCGGAGGCUGAGAAGCAACUGAAGUACGAGUGCGAGGCCAUAGUCAGCCGGUUCGAAAGCGAAGGCACAAGGGCCAUGCACGUACUGGAAGGACUGGUUGUGGAAUGA
Fusarium pseudograminearum CS3096 is the source of this 2625-nucleotide messenger RNA. RefSeq lists its product as uncharacterized. Gene Ontology annotation, molecular function: DNA binding. The transcript has 3 exons. Gene Ontology annotation, biological process: regulation of DNA-templated transcription. The record is from RefSeq and is a predicted model, not a curated record. Lineage: Eukaryota; Fungi; Ascomycota; Sordariomycetes; Hypocreales; Nectriaceae. Gene Ontology annotation, cellular component: chromatin; nucleus. Bases 1 to 2625 code for a protein of 874 amino acids.